GUCUGAGUUUGAAUCAAAGUCCUUACUAACGCGCUCAAUUUCCAACUCCCCGUGUUUACCUGCCGUCCUGCCCGCUGGAGAUUAGUAAAUCACCAUGGAGGCUCCUUCUUUGGAAGAGCUGGACACCUUGAAGUACUCCGAGCUACGGAGGCUGGCGAAGGCGGCCGGACUGAAGGCCAACCUGAAGGCUGACCGGCUGCUCAGAGCCCUGAAGAAACACUUUCACCCGGCCCUCAUCACCGACAACAAUGGCAGUGAUUCAGAUAGUAACGCUACCCUGACUGAUGACUCGCAAGUCAGACCGGACGAAGAAGAGCAGAUUUCCACGUGCCAUGUUACGCACAGACGUGGUCGGGGGAAAAAGGAAACCCUUGUGGACUCCAGUCCAGAGAUGGAACAUAAAGUGAAAGCCGUUCAGGCAGAUGAAGUUGGGAGCGAUGUUCCUGUGCUGCAGAACCAACAGAGCAGUGAUGGGAAUACAGAAGACACUGCAAGAAGGCAAAGUAAACGCAGGCGCUGUUCUGGUAAAAAAACGGGCAAAAAUAUUCCAAAGAGCGCCGCUGUAUCGAAGUCUGGAUCAAAACCGUCAACUCCGAAUUUCAAGAGGAUGCAUGAGGCCCACUUCAAAAAGAUGGAGUCGAUCGACAAAUACCUGGAAAGAAAGCAGAAGCGACUAGAUGCCAUAAGCAGCUCCAUCCAAGAAGUCAAGAUGCUUACUAAAAACUCUAACCAGCAGAAGACUCCAAGCAGCAAUAGGAAGAAAUCCUUGCAGAAUAGAUUCUCUCUUCUGAGUCCAGUACCACAGAUCGGGAACCUCUUUUCAGCAAAAACACCAGCAAAUCCACAAUCUGGACGCAAAAGGAGCUGUCUGGUUGACAAAUCUGGUGUUAAGCCAUCUACGUAUUCAUCUUCUAAAAUGAAUGUGAGGUUUUCCGGAGCAACAAAGGACAAUGAACACAAGUACUCUCUGGUCAAGACACCUGCCAGGAAAUCUUCUACUUUUGUGCCCAGUACAAACAGUGAACCAAGAAAAAGUUUACCACUGAGCAGCAUCAAAGCCACAAAGGGCCCUGAAGACAUGAACCUUUCAGCAGUAACCACACCUUUCAAAUUUACUGCACAAAACAUGGAAACUCCAAAAGAUGCCAAAAAGAUGAAGUUUGACCUCCAGGCAAGCUUGGCACGGCCCCUAGGAUAUCAGCCGCACAAAGGCAAGCUUAAGCCUUGGGGCGACACUAAAGAAAACAAAGAGGAAGAACCGAGCAAGUCGUCCAUUUUGAAGAAUACCUACAAGCAGCCUCCCGUCUCCACCAGCAGAGACAGCAGGCGUAAACAGCAGGAGCGGGACCGAAAGACCAAGAGGGACAAGACAUUGGGAUCACGGAGAGGGGUAGCCGUCCCUUAGAAAACCAGACUGAUAAUGGACCUUUCCACUGACUGCUUUCCUAAAUUGUAGUCUUCUGGUUUAAAAAAAAAAAGGGAACAUUUUUAUUAAUUGUAUUUUAAUCUUCAUUUUGUUGCUUUUUUUUUUUUAAUACAGCUAAAUAAUGGUUGUUAAAAUAUUGAUGAGGCAGCAGCUAAUGUUAGAAUAAUUUAGAUAUCCUGCUUAAAAAAAAAAAAAGCUUUUAUAAGAAAAAUAAAAGCAGCAUUUUUUGCUUCGGGCUAAGGCAUUUAUGUCCCUAAUUAGUUAGACUAGCAUCAAACUGAUAGAUGGUAAAGUACUAAUACUGUAUUAUCCCAUUUUAUGUUUUCUUAUCGAAUGAUAUGGACAGAGGAAACCUUAUAGAAUGCAGGGAUUGUAAAUGUAUUAUAUGGCCCCCGCCAUCUCGCUGUCAGAUCAAUGUAUGUGACCCUUUAGCAGUAAUGAUUCUUGUACAAUGCAGACAUUUUUCAUUAAUGGUCCUCUGGAACAGGAGCGAUGUGGAGUCUCUGUAUUUCCUGGACUGAACACUGAUGCUGUGUGUUCCUGCCUGACUGCUGGUCUACGGACAGCCAGGAAAACGCAUCAAUCAUUAUGAUUCUGAGUGUAUGUCAUGUGAGCAGUCCAGGAAAUCCACCAUCACACACCCUCAUGGGAAGUAAUGACAGGUCCCAGGGGCCUUUAGGUACUAUGACGAUCUCCUGGGAUUUGCAGCUUCCUGCGCACUGCACUGUGUGGUGAGGUUGGCAGUCUGGCAGCUCCUGGGAUAACCUUUUUCACUGUACCAAAUCUUCUCCAUUUGGAGAUAAUAGUCUGAACAGCUUCCUUUUCACAAAUUAGUGUUUUAAAAAUCUGUAGGCUAAAAUAAGUAUUCCUAUCUGGAAGGUCCACCGGAUAUGGUGCUCUAUGUUGGGGCCCCCAUUUUGCCCCUCACAUCUGCGGCUAUCCAUUUACGUAAAGUAAGCAGGUGCUGUUAUUUACAGAACUCCCAUAGAAGUGAAUGGAGCAGCCACACAGAUCUGAUGGGGGAAGAGGGCCCCCUGGUCUUGUGAUCAGUGGGGGUUCCAGCGAUAGCACCACCCCCUAAUAGUUAUCCCCUAUCCUGUGAAUAAGGGAUAACAUCAACCAACUGGAAUACCCCUUUAAUCCCGCUCUUGGUCUCUAAACUGUGUAUUAAGCAUUUUACAUCUCAUUAGUCUACCUUUGCCUCUACUGGAACAAAAAGAUUAUAUUAAAGGGGUCUAUGGCUUCCUAAUAUUGAUUACCUAUCCUCCAGAACAUCAAUAUCCGUCCAGCGGGGGUCUGAUAUCAGUAGUUUGUUGCAGUGUCCUGCGCUGUCUGAAUGGAGCCAGAAGCACAUUAGUGCAGCACAGGUGCCCUUCACUUCAAUGAUUGGUGGUGGGUGUCAGACCCCCACCAAUUGUAUAUUGUUGACCUAGUGUGAGAAUAGACCCUCAAUAGUUAGGAGCCUAGAGAGUCCCCUUUAACCCACCUCGGACAAAUUUAGCUUUUCAGGACAUAAAAAAAAAAAGGUUAAAUAUUUUUCUUCUAUGUAGCAGUGUUACUGUCCUGUCUGGUACAAGGUGUAAAUGUAUAGUAAAGAUGUAGAUGUUACGGUUCUAGGGAUGCCACAUGUGUGAAUGUUAUUUAUUAAUGGUAACAUAAUAAAUGCCACUUUGCUAAUAUGAA
This is a messenger RNA of Bufo gargarizans (Asiatic toad), 3109 nucleotides long. RefSeq names its product nucleolar and spindle associated protein 1 (gene NUSAP1). Gene Ontology annotation, cellular component: microtubule; mitotic spindle; nucleolus. Gene Ontology annotation, biological process: mitotic cytokinesis; establishment of mitotic spindle localization; mitotic chromosome condensation. Lineage: Eukaryota; Metazoa; Chordata; Amphibia; Anura; Bufonidae. The coding region runs from base 95 to 1405 and encodes 436 amino acids. The transcript is spliced from 12 exons. The record is from RefSeq and is a predicted model, not a curated record. Gene Ontology annotation, molecular function: microtubule binding.